Molecule: messenger RNA, 1857 nt
Organism: Leishmania mexicana MHOM/GT/2001/U1103
Lineage: Eukaryota; Euglenozoa; Kinetoplastea; Trypanosomatida; Trypanosomatidae
Exons: 1
Coding region: 1-1857 (618 amino acids)
Biological process (GO): pseudouridine synthesis
Cellular component (GO): nucleus
Molecular function (GO): pseudouridine synthase activity; RNA binding
Source: RefSeq, a predicted model, not a curated record
AUGAAAGCGUUGGGGCGCGGCCCCAUUACGCGCCUGGCCAACACGGCCGCCCCCGGUGGAUCGGCAGCUCCCGGUGCAGUCUACAGCCGCGGCGACUGGAACGUAGGCCGCGACGUGAGUGCCGAGGAGCGACGGUGCGGGAUCCUCACACGCUUUUGCACGCUGUCUGCUAACGCACCACGCGAAGGGGCAUCGCCGGCGUGCGAACUGGCUCCGCUGGAAGCCGUGAUCCGCGUCCAGUCCACGGAUGCACACGUGACAGAGGUGGACGCGGACGGAGGCGGCGCCUUUCUUGAGAAGGCACCGAAAGGGCGUUGGCGGAAGAUAUCUCGUUCAAAGACGAUGCUGGUGGAGGACACGGCAACACCAUUUAGCAACCCCGAAAAGAGUUUCUCGCCGCGCGUGCAGAGCUACGGCGAGUACGUGCGGCGGAUCGGGAAGCUUCCGGAAGGGUGGCCACUUCUUCGCUUUGCGAUGUUUCGUGACGGGUACUCACUCGACUCGGUGCGCCACCGUCUGCGCUACGAAAUCGGGGUCCCACGCGACGGGGUCUACCUUCACGAGCCGCCUGGCGGCUCUUUCGCAGCCAUAACCCAGUUUGGCGUUGCCGUCGGAGUGACGCGCGAGCAGCUGCCUCACGCGUCGCGGCACUACAACGUGCAUGCGCUUAUCUUUGAUGACCGCAGCUACCACGCUCUCGACGAGCUGCCACGCAUCUCUGUCGCUCCACAGGCGUAUCUGCACCGCAUUCUCCUGCGAUGUGUCUCUGGAGACGAAGCAGCCGUCGCGCAACGCCUACGACACCUCAGCUCCAACGGUUUCGUCAACUACUUUGGGCUGGAGAGCUUUGGGAUCGGCAGUAACACCCUCUUCGAUAUGGCUGCCCUCGCCUCCCGCAGGGAGCCCCAUCGGUCAGUCGGCGCGUAUCUUCAAACGCUCGCCGAGUGCAGCCCCUUGCACCACCAGGCGUACCUGUCCUACGCAAAUGCGGAGGAGAGUACUGUUGCAGGGGCGGUGGCAGAGUGGCUGCGCGUGUGCGAGCGUGCUAAAUUGUCCAAGGAGACACGCGAGCUCCUGCGAAAGCUCCACUGCUACCACCUUUCGCAAUGUCAUCCGAGCGACGCGAAGACCACAUCGAUGGAGGAUGUAUGGGGGGCGUGCCCCAUCAUACAUCGCACCGAGCAAAGCGCUGCUGCCUUUGUAUGGAACGCCAUGGCGUCGCAGCGGCUCUUGUCAUUUGGCAGUCGGCCAGUGAAGGGGGAUUUGGUCAGGCGCAGCGGCGACCACGGUGCCAUGGAGGUUGCAGAGGUCGCGAGCGACGCGGAUGCCUCACAGUACACCAUCGAGGACGUUGUGUUACCCAUUCCAUGUGGACGCACCAGUGGUGCGGAGCUGCGGUACCCGACUCACAGCGUUAAUGAGGAAUUCUUCACACAGUUUGCAAAGAAACACAGCCUCUCCUUUCUCUUCAACGCCGGCGUAGACUCGACACCGAAGGCUCCGGCUACGCGGGGGUCCUACCGCCGUCUGGUGGGUCGACCACGCAACCUGCAGGCGGCGGUUUUGCGGGAUCCUUCCUCUUGUGCGGCCCUCAAAAGCGAUCUGUUUCUCUUGCAGGAGCAUCAGCCGACGGAAGGUUGGUCGCUCGACUACGGGCGGCGCGUGCGUGAGCCGUCGAACUUCAAUGUCUCGGAACGGUUUCGCGAGCGGAUGAGCUGCAUUCGGAAGCGCCGGGCAGGUGAACACUCCGUCGCACUCGCUUUCGUGCUUCCCGCGGGAUCGUCGCCAUGGGUAGCGCUGCGCGAGGCGUUUCACAUGCACUACGGCACAUUUCACGACUUGUACGGGGUGAGCUAA